AUGGCCACCAAGAUGCCUCCGGGCACUAUUCGAUUGACGGGCCCGGACAAGAAGAUUAUCCUGCACCCAAAACCGACAGACGACUACGAUGAUCCCCUGAGCCAGAACUGGUCGGCCCGUCGCAAAGCGCUGCACUUUGGCAUCGUCAUCUGGUACACGUCGAUGACGUUUGUCCUCAUCGAGGAGGCGCACGUCACCUACACGGGUCUCCAGCUGGACCUGGGCGUGAGCGACGACGACAUCGCGCUCGAGCGCUCCCUCAGCUUCAUCGGCCUCGGGCUGGCGGGCAUCGUGCUCAUCCCCCUGGCCUACCGCUACGGCCGACGGCCCCUGUACCUCAUGAGCAUCCUGACCCAGACGGCGGCGGCCCUGUGGACGGCCAACGUGAGCACCAAGUCGGAGUACUUCAUCAGCAGCGUCGUCACGGGGGCCGCCGCGUCCGUCAGCCAGACGCUGGUGCCCAUGACGGUGGCGGACCUCUUCUUCGUGCACCAGUUCGCCACCAUGAACGGCCUGUUCCUGUUCGCCCAGGGCGCCGGCGCCUUCCUGGGCCCCGUGGCCGUCGGCUUCCUCGUCGACGCGCAGGGCUGGCGCGCCGCCGUGCGCUGGACCGCCGCCGCCCUCGCCUUCACCUUUGUCCUGAUGCUCCUGCUGCUCGAGGAGUCGACCUACGUGCCCUCGCCGCCGGGCAAGGACGCCGAGGGGCCCGCGGGGGACGUGCUCGAGCGCGAGGACGAGUUCUUCAACCGGCCCGUCUCGUGGGCGAGCACCGCGGACCCCGUCGACCUCGUCGACGUCAACCGCACCAUGACGAUUCCCACACGGGCCGUCGUCAGGCUCCCCGCGCCCCCCAAGACGUGGAAGCAGCGGUUCGCGCUGGUGACGCAGACCAAGCGGCCCAUCGGGGUGCGCUUCACGUCCCCGUUUGUCAUUCUCGUCAGCUUCCCGGCCGUCGCGUACGCCGCCGUCACGUACGGCUCCGUCAUGGCCUGGCUGUCGGUGCACCAGCACCUCUCGGCCAUCAAGCUGCUCGAGGCGCCCUUCCGGUUCGACUCGUUUGACGUGGGGCUGUUUGGGCUGGCCCCCUUUGUUGGGCACAGCCUGGGCAGCGUCGUCGUCGCCGCCCUGAACGAUCGCUGGGUAGUCCACCUCGCGCGUAGGAACGGCGGCAUCUACCACCCCGAGAUGCGUCUGUGGCUCGCCAUCCCCGGGGCCUUGUUGACGUGUGCCGGGAUUCUGCUCUUUGGCAUUGCCCUUUCCAAGGCGGCUUCUGUGGUUCUCAUCGGCGUUGGUUCCGCUGUAUUCGGACUCGGUUUUAGUAUUUGCCUGGACGUGGCGCUGGCGUACAUUACCGACUGCUACCACAACAUGAUUGGCGAUGCCCUGGCGGGAAUUGUCUUUGUCCGGAACCUGAUUGCCGUCGUGGUGGGCGUGGCAUUGCUCCCGGCGAUCCAGAAAAUAGGCGUCCUGCAAGCCUUUAUCAUAGUUGCCGCGACGGCCGCGGCGGUGCUGCUGAUUCCCGUCCCGAUGAUGAUUUGGGGCAAGAAGGCGAGGGCCGCCACGGCCGCCAAGUACGAGCACUACUCGCUGGCUGCGAUCCCCCCCGCCUCCCUGAAGAGGAUACUGAACGAGUGGUCGUAG
Messenger RNA from Metarhizium brunneum ARSEF 3297, 1641 nucleotides. Lineage: Eukaryota; Fungi; Ascomycota; Sordariomycetes; Hypocreales; Clavicipitaceae. The record is from RefSeq and is a predicted model, not a curated record.